Messenger RNA from Passer domesticus (house sparrow), 2019 nucleotides. RefSeq names its product asparagine synthetase (glutamine-hydrolyzing) (gene ASNS). Gene Ontology annotation, cellular component: cytosol. Lineage: Eukaryota; Metazoa; Chordata; Aves; Passeriformes; Passeridae. The transcript has 12 exons. Gene Ontology annotation, molecular function: asparagine synthase (glutamine-hydrolyzing) activity. The record is from RefSeq and is a predicted model, not a curated record. The coding region runs from base 121 to 1806 and encodes 561 amino acids.
GCCGCGGCUGCCGGGGCCGCCUCCUCCGUCUCCCGGCGCGGCGCGGCGCGGACGGCGGCUCUCCGUGCGCCGGCGGCCAGCACCGGGUUCUCCACGUGCAGCUAGAACACGAGCGUCACAAUGUGUGGUAUCUGGGCCCUGUUUGGGAGCGAUGAGUGCCUUUCUGUGCAGUGCCUAAGUGCCAUGAAGAUAGCACACAGAGGUCCUGAUGCAUUUCGUUUUGAGAACGUCAAUGGUUUCACCAACUGCUGUUUCGGUUUCCACCGGCUGGCGGUUGUUGAUCAGUUAUAUGGCAUGCAGCCUAUCCGGGUCAAGAAAUUCCCAUACCUGUGGCUGUGUUACAAUGGAGAAAUCUACAAUUUCAAACAGCUGCAGAAGCAGUUUGGAUUUGACUAUCAAACAUUAGUGGAUGGUGAGGUGAUCCUUCAUCUCUACAACAGAGGAGGAAUAGAACAAACAGCAUCCAUGCUAGAUGGUGUAUUUGCUUUCAUUCUUCUGGACACUGCAAACAGAAAAGUGUUUCUGGCAAGAGAUACCUAUGGAGUCAGACCACUGUUCAAGGUGCUGACUGAUGAUGGAUUUUUGGGUGUCUGUUCUGAAGCAAAAGGACUUAUCAACUUAAAGCAUUCAACAUCCUUAUGUUCUAAAGUAGAACCAUUUCUUCCUGGUCAUUAUGAAGUGUUGGACUUAAAGCCCUCUGGCAAGGUUGCAUCAGUGGAAUUAGUAAAAUUUCAUAGCUGUAAAGAUGAACCACUCCAUGUUGCAUGUGAUACAGUGGAAGCUCUGCCUUCAGGUUUUGACCUUGACACAGUGAAAAGCAACAUCCGUAUUCUCUUUGAAAAUGCUGUUAGAAAACGUCUGAUGGCUCACAGAAGGAUUGGCUGUCUUCUGUCAGGGGGCUUAGAUUCCAGCUUGGUUGCAGCUGUUCUUCUGAAACUCAUGAAAGAAAUCAACAUCAAUUAUCCAUUACAAACCUUUGCAAUUGGAAUGGAAAACAGUCCUGACUUACUUGCUGCCAGAAAGGUAGCAGCACAUAUAGGCAGUGAACAUCAUGAAGUAAUACUUAAUACUGAGGAGGGGAUUCAGGCAAUUGAGGAGGUUAUCUUCUCGUUGGAAACCUACGAUAUAACAACAAUAAGAGCUUCUAUUGGUAUGUAUCUUGUCUCCAAGUAUAUUCGGAAGAAAACAGACAGUGUGGUCAUUUUUUCAGGAGAAGGAUCAGAUGAGCUGACACAAGGUUAUAUAUAUUUCCAUAAGGCACCAUCUCCUGAGGAAGCUGCAGAAGAGAGUGAGAGGCUUCUGAAGGAGCUCUACCUGUUUGAUGUACUUCGUGCAGACAGAACUACUGCAGCACAUGGCCUUGAACUGAGAGUCCCAUUUUUGGAUCAUCGGUUUACUUCUUAUUAUUUAUCUCUGCCAGCAGAACUGCGAGUCCCAAAGAAUGGAAUUGAAAAAUACCUUUUAAGAUUGUCCUUUGAGGAUUCCAAUUUACUUCCCAAAGAAAUUCUCUGGAGACCCAAAGAAGCUUUCAGUGAUGGUAUAGCAUCAGUAAAGAAAUCCUGGUUUUCCAUUCUUCAGGACUAUAUUGAUCAACAGGUUGAUGACCUUUUACUGGAGAAGGCAGCAGAGAAAUAUCCUUUCAAUCCUCCUAAAACAAAAGAAAGUUACUACUACCGCCAGAUCUUUGAGAAGCACUACUCAGGGCGGAGCAGCUGGCUGCCCCACUACUGGAUGCCAAGAUGGGUUAAAGCCACUGAUCCUUCUGCACGCACAUUGAAACAUUACAAGUCAGCUACCCAAGAAUAGACUGUUCAAAUAAUCCCCAAAUAAAAGUGCUGCAAGUGUUUUGUGUGCACUCUGCUUUAAGAAAACCAAACAAAUUAUGCAAACCUAAAGCUUAAAUCAUCUUUAAGAUGUACUUUGACAAUGCUAUUGGAAAUGAAAGCUUUCUGUUCUUAGUGUACUAUUAAAAACUUAUGCUGCUGUACCAAAACUUUGUAAUUCAUGGGAAAAUACUUU